This is a messenger RNA of Coffea arabica (coffee), 606 nucleotides long. RefSeq lists its product as uncharacterized. The record is from RefSeq and is a predicted model, not a curated record. NCBI's taxonomy places the organism in Eukaryota, Viridiplantae, Streptophyta, Magnoliopsida, Gentianales, Rubiaceae.
AUGGAAGACAAUUGCUGGAGGAAGGAAGGGAAAUGUUUACGCUACGGGAGUGCAGACCACCAACUGGCCAAUUGCUCGGUCCUCAAACAAGAUGGAAGGGAGAGCCAACAACCGCCGAGAACCAAUUCUGGAUCAGCUAAAGGAGAAGGGACUAAACCCAAGGUGCUGGCUCGAGUGUAUUUGCUAGAGCCACAGCAGGUCCCUGACUCUUCCGAGGUCGUAGAAGGUACGAUCCUUGUAUUUCACCGAUUUGCGAAGGUCUUAGUAGAUCCUGGUGCCACACAUUCCUUUGUUAACCCUACUUUCAUGUGUGGUAUUGAUAUCAAGCCUGUUAGUUUACCUUAUGACCUAGAAGUUAGUACCCCCACCGGGGACCAUCGUUUGAUCACUAGUAUAGUUUAUAAGGAUUGCGAGGUUUGGGUAGGAGAGAGAAAAUUGCUGGGGGAUUUGAUCAGCCUGUCAAUUAAGGGGUAUGAUGUAAUCUUGGGCAUGGACUGGUUAGCCAGGUAUAAUGCUCAACUUGAUUGUAAGAGAAAGGUAGUAGAAUUCCGCAUUCCUGGGGAGGCUACCAUAAGAUUAGAUAUAAGGGAUAGUUAUGCCCUUUAG